CAUGAAGUAUUAUCGAUAUUAUCAAAAAAUACGGUAAACAGCAAUCUACAUGUAUUUAUGUGAUAAGAUAACGUUUUUCAACCGAUAGAGAACUUCAGAUGAAUAGAUGAUCACUUUGUUUUAAUUUCAGUAGUAAGUAUUGCAGUAAACAUCUGUGACGCAGUAUGAUUCGAUUGGGGAAAAACAUUUUGGAAAAAAAUAAUAAACAGCUAGAAUUGACCUAUUGCAUGCGUAAGUUUUCAAGUGGCUUCAGUAAGGAUGGUCAAAAUCGAUUCCAGCCUGAACAUGUUGAUGCAAACCGGGAAAAUCCUAUCAAAAAAACUCUAAAAAUCCUGGGGAGUGACAUGAGGAGCGUGAAAAAUUUCAUUUUUCCAAAAAGCACUAAGACAUCCUCGGAUGACUAUCUGGAGAAGUACCGGAGAGAAGAUUUCCAAAGUCAUUGUGAUGUGUUAGUUAUUGGUGGUGGAGGAGUGGGCUCGUCUAUUGCUUACUGGUUGAAAAAACGAGCGCGAGAUGGAUUAAAUGUAGUUGUUGUAGAAAAAGAUCCAACAUACCAGAAAGCCUCCACGUGCCUCUCGGUUGGUGGAUUAAGACAGCAAUUCUCAAUUGUGGAGAACAUCCAGAUGAGUUUAUACGGUGCCGAUUUCUUAAGAGAUGUCAAAGAACUUCUCGGUGAUGACGUUCACGUUAAUUUUACGCCACACGGAUACUUAAUGUUGGCAUCGGAACAAGGCGCAGAACAAUUACAAGAAAACUCUAAACUGCAAAAUGCUUUGGGAGCCAAAAAUGAAAUUCUUUCUUCGACUAAGCUAAAGGAACGAUUUCCUUGGAUGAAUACUGAUGGUAUAGCUCUCGGCUGUCAUGGCCUGGAAAAGGAAGGAUGGUUCGAUCCGUGGGCAUUAUUAUCAGGGUUUAAAAAACGAGCAAUUGAGUAUGGAGCUCACUACGUACAAGGAGAAGUGGUAGGAUUUGAGUUCCUUACCAAGCACGAUAUCCUAACUGACAAUGUAGAUUUUGGUCAAUAUCAAGGCAUUGAUCGAGCUUAUAUAAGAAUGAAAAACGAUGAAAUUCGAGACAUCAAAUUUUCACUCGUAGUUAUCGCUGCCGGGGCCCAAUCUGGAAAUGUAGGUAGAUUGGCUCGCAUUGGAACAGGAAAAAAUAUACUAAGUGUUCCGCUACCAGUGGAACCAAGGAAGCGUUACGUUUAUGUUUUUCGAUGUCAAAAUGACAAUGGUCCAGGAAUAAACACGCCACUCACAAUUGACCCGACUGGAACAUAUUUCCGACGAGACGGACUAGGAGGAAAUUACCUUGGUGGAAAAAGUCCUUCUCCGGAGGAAGAACCAAGGUCUGACAAUUUGGAAGUUGAUCAUUCGUACUUCGAUAGCCAUGUGUGGCCAAAUCUAGCCCGACUAGUGCCCAAUUUUGAGGCCAUAAAAGUACAAAAUGCGUGGGCUGGAUACUAUGAAUAUAAUACGUUUGAUGAAAAUGGAAUUGUCGGUCCUCAUCCAUAUUACAAUAAUCUCUACAUAGCGACAGGAUUCAGUGGUCAUGGUAUUCAACAAACACCUGCUGUCGGAAGAGCAAUAUCCGAAAUGAUUAUCGAUGGUGAAUUUAGGAGCAUCGACUUAACGCGAUUCGGAUUUGACCGUAUACUAGUUGAUCAACCAUUGUAUGAAGCGAACAUCGUAUGAUAUGAGACUAGCAGGAAGCAAAUCUAUUAAAAGGAACUGUGAAAUUUUAAACAAAAAUUACAUUUUGAGGUUGAAACGAUUUGUUCGUUAUGUUUAAUCAGUACGAAAAGUGACCAUCAAAUGAGUGAUUGCUGAUUCACGAUUGUUUAAAACUGCGAAUUUGAGCAUCACAAGAUGCUUUGAUCUAGUCUAAUAAAUAAAGAGAUCUAAGUUCAGAAACAUAGAACUAGUUAA
Molecule: messenger RNA, 1928 nt
Organism: Malaya genurostris
Lineage: Eukaryota; Metazoa; Arthropoda; Insecta; Diptera; Culicidae
Gene: l(2)37Bb
Product: FAD-dependent oxidoreductase domain-containing protein 1
Exons: 2
Coding region: 165-1694 (509 amino acids)
Cellular component (GO): cytoplasm
Molecular function (GO): oxidoreductase activity
Source: RefSeq, a predicted model, not a curated record